CCUCUACGUGUUUUCAUAAACAAACCACAUAUUUCUCCCGCCGGGGCCACCGCACUGUCAUCAUCCUGUCAGCCUGCCAACAUUGUCAGAUUCCUGCUUCUGUUUUAACGAAGGCCGUGGAGGGGCUUUGCAAGCUGGUUCACAUUCAAAGCAGAGACGCGGGUAAACGACCAGAGGCUGUCUGUGUUGUCUUUAUUGUCCGAGCCGUCAGCGCGUGGUCGACUGUUGGAGCGAGCUGACCACAUAUACCUGCUUUUAAUAGAUGCUUUUCAGCUGUCACUGACAUUGGUCCGCUGUGUAGACGGUGAGGAGCUUCCGUAUUAUCAGACAUGGUGAAGCUGACAAAGGCCAAGACGUUCCAGGCUUACCUGGACUCCUGCCACCGUCGCUACAGCUGUGUGCACUGCCGCGCCCAUCUGGCCAACCAUGACGAUCUCAUCUCCAAGUCGUUCCAAGGCAGUCAGGGCCGAGCCUACCUCUUCAACUCUGUGGUGAACGUCGGCUGUGGUCCUGCGGAGGAGAGGCUGCUGCUCACAGGACUUCACGCAGUCGCAGACAUCUACUGUGAAAACUGUCACACCACGCUGGGCUGGAAAUAUGAACAAGCCUUUGAGCUGAGUCAGAAGUACAAGGAGGGGAAGUUUAUCAUCGAGCUGUCCCACAUGAUAAAGGACAACGGCUGGGACUGAGAGGGAAAUCUUGCUUCAUGACUUUUUCAAAAGUUGCAUCCCCUCGACUUAAAAGGGUUCCAGUGUAGCUUCCUCAUCCUGCGUACGAGCCAUCGCUGUGCCACACUUUCACUUCGUACCAAGAAUAGCAUGUGAUGCCUUUUAUCUUUUUCCGUUCUUCAUGUUUUUCCAGCGACCACAACAACACAUUUGCUGAUAUUGCUAUCCCAAUUGCUAGUUGUGCUGGGACAUGGACUGAAUGAGUGCUGGGUUUGUGUGAAAGACUGGGACAUGUAGUCACAGAGGCACGUGUGUGCAUGUUGGAUUUUAAAGCGUGUGUGUGAUGACCGCUAAACAGUCUCGCUGUGUGGGGGCGAGGCAAGGGCAAGACAAAUAAUUUGACCUUUUACACAUCAGAUGCAGGUAUUUGGGUUUUUUCUUUUUUGACUUUAAGUUGUACUUUUAGACAUAUCUAUCCCAAAAUGGGCAAAGUAUUUUAGCCCGUUUAACCCGUAGAUCAUUGAAGAGUGAUGGAAUAGUAUGAGAAGCAGUGGAAGGGCUUGUUUUUUUUUAUCAGUGAAAUUCAUGUUUUUUUUAUGGUAAUGAAACAGUGACACUUGUUCAUAUUUUGCUAAAUGCAAUCUGGAUGUUGAAUUAGUGUUAAAGCCUGCAAAGGUCUCCUGCAGUGUGUGUGUGUGUGUGUGUGUGUGUGUGUGUGUGUGUGUGUGUGUGUGUGUGUGUGUGUGUGUGUGUGUGUGUGUGUGUGUGUGUGAGCAUUAGCCUGGGGUUUACAUCUAGAGUUUCUGCUGCACAGUUGGGAUAUUUUCACUUUUACUUCAUGCUGAUGAGAUCUGUCCUACAUGGGUUUGUGUAUAUAGCCUAACACGGAGAUCCUACAGAUACAUUUACUCAAUCGUGUUAGAGCAAAGUGUGAUUAGGAUUAUGUAGCAUAUUUAUGGUGAUUUUUAAUGUCUGCUUCUUUCAUUAAAGUGUAUUAUUUUAACCUAAUCUUUCAUUAAAAAUACAGUGUGUCUGUAA
This is a messenger RNA of Cottoperca gobio, 1706 nucleotides long. It is a transcript of the gene ypel3, whose product is annotated as yippee-like 3. Lineage: Eukaryota; Metazoa; Chordata; Actinopteri; Perciformes; Bovichtidae. Bases 330 to 689 code for a protein of 119 amino acids. The record is from RefSeq and is a predicted model, not a curated record. The transcript is spliced from 5 exons.